AGGAGAGAUGUUUUUUUACUUUUAUAUUACUAUGGAUUUUAUCUCAUAUUUUACUUACAAAGGUCAAAGUAUUUGAUCGAAAACAAUUAAAUGAAAGCAGUUUUCCCACUGAAUUGUAAUUAUGUGGAUCAAAAUCCCUGGAUAUGAAAGUUCAGAUGGCAGCGUAUCUACUGGCUUAGUAAAAUAGUACUUUGAGGAUUUACAUGAAAUUGUAACAAUCAAAAGUUACAUUUUUGACUUCGUGUCAAAGUUCAGUUGAGAAGAGUACAGAUAUUCGAGUGAAGUACUGCGAUGAAGUUUAAUCUACUAAACCCGUGCUUGUCCGCGCAGCAUCAGACGCAGUUCCUCUUGUGACCGUUAGAUGGCGCCUCACUCCUCACAUUCACUCACAGCAGAAGCACCUCCGUCCCCCGCUGUCUGCACAUCAUAUCAUAAACCGCUACCAUUACUGUCAGCGAGCUAACAACAUACCCUUCCAAAACAGGAUCUUACAAACGGCCGAGGUGUUGAUGGAGGGGCUACUGAGAGGUGUUUGGGAAGGACACUAUGUUUCCCUGUGUCUCCUCCUGGCCCUCUUCUGAUCCCCCUGCCGCUCUGGGCCAUGCUCCGCCCAUUCAGCCGGUACAGCCACCCAAUCAGCCACUGCCUGACCUGCUGCGGAGCUGUGUUGUGCUCCCUUCCCCAUCCACGCGCCUGAGCCCCUGUACCAACGAGAUGGAGUCUAUGAUUGUGGUGACAGAGUAUGAGCCCAGUGGUGGCUCAGGGCAGGAGGGCGGAGAGGAUGAGGAGGUGGAGGACAUGGACAGCACGGAAACGCCAGAGACGACGUUGUCAGGUCCGGUACCGCCCUUCCGUAUGGCCUCCUGUGAUCUUUUAUCCCACACGUUUGGUCGCCUGGAAGCGCUUUCCCCAGAACCUCAGGAGCACAGAGGUAGACUCAGCCUCUCCGACAGGAAGCUGUCGCUACAGGAACGAUCGCAGACGCUUUCAUCGCCCUGUGGUUCUCCAGGGCUGAACGGACGCUAUAUUUACCCAUCGCUGCCCUACUCGCCAAUCACCUCCCCUCACUCGUCUCCACGCCUCCCUCGAAGACCAACCGUGGAGUCUCAUCGUGUCUCCAUCACAGACCUGCAGGACUGCGUGCAGCUCAACCAGUACAAGCUGAAAGAUGAGAUCGGAAAGGGCUCCUAUGGAGUUGUCAAGCUGGCGUACAAUGAAGACGACAACACAUACUAUGCCAUGAAAGUGCUGUCCAAGAAACGACUGAUGAGGCAGGCUGGGUUCCCGCGCAGACCUCCUCCUCGUGGGGCAAAAUUGGCCCCUGAGGGCCCUCCUCAGCCCAAAGGGCCUCUGGAGCGUGUUUACCAGGAGAUAGCUAUCCUCAAGAAGCUUGAUCACCCUAAUGUGGUGAAGCUUGUGGAGGUGCUGGAUGAUCCAAGUGAGGACCAUCUGUACAUGGUGUUUGAGCUUGUCAAGCGAGGAGCAGUGAUGGAGGUUCCUACUGAUAAGCCCCUGGAUGAGGACCAGGCACGCUUCUACUUCCAGGACUUGCUGAGAGGAAUUGAGUAUUUGCAUUAUCAGAAAAUCAUUCAUCGGGACAUCAAGCCUUCCAACCUGCUUGUGGGAGAAGAUGGCCAUGUCAAAAUUGCCGACUUUGGGGUCAGUAACCAGUUUGAGGGAGCAGACGCCCUCCUGACCAGCACAAUUGGGACGCCAGCAUUUCUCGCCCCAGAGACCCUCUCAGAGACCCGCAAGAACUUCUCUGGAAAGGCUCUGGAUGUUUGGGCGAUGGGAGUCACCUUGUACUGUUUUAUCUUUGGAGUGUGUCCGUUUAUGGAUGAGCGUAUUUUGAGCCUCCAUCAGAAGAUCAAGACCCAACCAGUGGAGCUUCCUGAGAACACAGACAUGUCAGAUGACUUAAAGGACCUUCUUUUUAAAAUGUUGGACAAGAACCCUGAAACCAGAAUCGCCGUCCCACAAAUCAAGGUGCACCCGUGGGUGACGCGGCACGGCGCUGAGCCCCUCCCCCCUGAGGACGCCAACUGCUGCAGCCUGAUAGAAGUCACAGAGGAGGAGGUGGAAAACUCUGUCAAGCACAUCCCCAGCCUGGCCACCGUGAUCUUGGUUAGGACUAUGCUGCGCAAACGGUCUUUUGGGAACCCGUUUGAUUGGGGCCGCAGGGAAGACAGGAGUCCCGCCGCACCAGGACUCACGCUUUCGAAACAAGAGAGCGAGGAAGGCAUGCGAAGCAUGGACCUGCCCUUCGUGGGCGAGGAUGAAGUUCUUUCCUGAUAGUUGUGGGUGUCUUUCUGUGCAAGGAUGGGGCUGUCUUGGCUUCCGGAAGGCCAGGAUAUGGACCUGGGGCUGGGGCGUGGAUGGAAAGAUGGAAGAGAGGAAGAAGCUCUUGUUGGGUUGUUGAUGUGGAGGGUGCCCACCUGCUCAUGCAUGCUUUUGUACAGUCCACAGCAGCAUGCACUGUAUCUGUCCGCCCAGGUUUCUGCCAUCUCUCAGGACCUGUUUGCUGUGUGCGUGUGUGGUUUUACUCUCCUCUAUGGCACAGAGACUCUGCUUUACUCCCCUACUUCCGCUAGGGGGCGCCACCAGAAAGCAAACCAGAUUUUUGGGGGGAAAAGAUUUACAAUUCAUCACUCAUUAAUUAGAGAGACAUGCUACUUUAUUGAAGUUCUACAGAUCUUAAAGAUUAUUAGAACUGAAUUUGAAAGUGAUAAAAUAAAGACUUUCAUCAGAAAUUAAUUUCUCGAAAACAUCAGGUUUGAUCAAAUUAAAAUUAAUGAAUUAAUAAUAAAAUGUAUGCAAGUAUACAAAAAUGAACACAUUAAAUAAUAAAUAGCUUUAAAUACUGAAAAUCUUCAAAUUUGCCGACAAUAACCUCUAAGAAGUUUUUAGAAUAAAUUUUUCAUUUCUUAGAUUUUUCCAUCAGUCAUUAAUUAGGGAGACGUGCUGCUUUAUUGCAGUUUUACAGAUCUUGUUAGAUUUUUAGAGUUGGGUUUAAAAAUGAUAAAUGGAAGAAAAAAAAAAACUCAGACUUUCAUCAGAAAUUAAUUUCAACUUCAACUGAAAUUCUUCUCAAAAUCAAGUGUGCUUAAUCAAAUUAAGUAAAAAUGUUUAAAAAAAAAUUUAAAAUAAUUUUUUAAUAAUUCAACUUCUUAAAAUUCCUGGUCAGGAAAUGUGUUUAAUGUCAUUUAGGAAAAUUGCAGAUAUGUUCGUAUGUGUGUGUUUGUUUAUAUAUCAAAACACACAGCUUUGUGUUUAUAUUAAUGACAGCGCUGUAGAUGGUGAACAGGACCAAACCUGGAAACUAUCUCUCUUUUCCUUUCUUUUUUAACAACAAAGAGAGAGAUUUAUGGUCAUAGCAUGGUUUUGAAUAGUAGGUUAAUUAUUUAGUGCACAAAUAACCUUUGGGAAUGCCACAAAAGGCAUUGUGACCAUUCUUCUUGUAUGUACUUGACCCUUUUGACCCCCUUGACCCAUGAAGGUAACAGUUUCUUACUGUAAUUUCACUUUGUUUUCCUGUUUAGAGUUACCAAAAUGACAUAUAGUGGUUCAUUUCUGACUUCUUCAUGAUCAGAGUGAGUUCGUUGUCAGCAUUUCUAUAUAGGAUGCAUACUCUAUGAAGUUCUUGAGGAAAUACAAUAACUUUGUGCAAUCUAUGCAUGACUUUUCAUUUUAGUAAUCAGUGUUUGUCAGUUUUGACACAGAUAUAUGCCUUACAUUUUCAUACUCAUAACUGUAGCAUAGAUCAUCAGUACACGUGUGUAGAGUUUUUUGGUAUGCUAGAAUUGUAGAUAAAGUAGGAUUGGAAAUCUUAGAUAAGCUGUUCUAGACAGUGUAGAACUAUAGUAACUUGCUUAAGCUCAGUUUUAAAGUUAGCAAAAGUAGUCCAAAGCCCUGUUGAGAUUUUCUCAAUGUGCACUAUGGUCAUGUAUCUCCUGUGUUGAUUAUUUUUCUAUGAUUGUUUGUUUGUUUGUUUGCUCUAUUUAGCUGUAGUUUCAAAAUGUUGGCGUGAUGGUGCUUUUCCACCACUGAAAUUAAUAACAUAUUUCAUGCUUCCAUGUAUCAGGGGAGUCUUUUCUGCACAAGUAGGUUGAAUGUAUGUUGUUGGUUUACCUUGUAAUACUAUAAGUAUUGACUAUAAGUCAACUUUAUUUUCUUCACUUUUUAUGUUUCCCUGCAUGUUAACCUCUGCUGUAUUUUAUAGUACUUGUUUUCUGUGACUUUCUUUCUCUCUAAGACUUUUAUUUGAAUCUCUUGUGUAGGUACUAUUACUAUGCAUAAGAAAUCUCACAUUGUGGUGCAGUUCUGGACUGUGUAAGUCAGCUGGUUGUGUCUUCUAUUGGAUAUUGAAUGUUGAAGAAAACUUGUAAUAUUGACUUAAAUAUGCAUGUGCACCAAACGAAGCUGGUUAAACAAUAGCACUAUUGCAUAUGUAAGCGAACAUUUUAACAGAUUUUGAUGACCUUUAAAUAAUAUAUUCAGGACUAGAGAAGCACCGUUCCCCUUUUUUGAGUAAGUGUUUAUAAGGAAAAUCUGAAAAUACAUGAUUUAUCUUUUGCACGUUAGAAUGUUUAGCAGAAAUCAGAUGAUGCAUGUUUAAUGAAAAUUUUACAUGAAGGAUGAGGCCGUUUUCUGUACAUUCAAAACUAGAAGCAAAAUUCAUCAGCUGAAAUCAAAGACAGCAUUUUUUUUGUUUCCUAUGUACAGCCACUUUCUCAAAGAAGGACAUUGCAAACGCUAUGUUGAAUAGAGCUGUAUAUUGAAGGGAACGCUGUAUUGUAUAUUUUUAACUUCUUAAUAUCAUUCCUCACUGUUUCUGCCCAGUAUUUCUUGAAGGGCUAGAGUAAAUGUUUGCAUCCAUAUCACACUAGCAACUGCAUUUGAGCACUGUUGAGAGGGCUGUUUACAGCGAUGUUACGUAAAUGCAUGCCGUCACAAUCACGCAGUUUCAUUCAGCAUGUUUUGGAAGCAUGUUUGAGCUCUUUUACAGCAUCUUCUGAUCAUUGCUGGUCAUUCUAUAUAUUGUAUCCAGUUGAUUAUUUGAAUAAAUUAAAGUUGCCUUUA
Messenger RNA from Carassius gibelio (silver crucian carp), 5079 nucleotides. RefSeq names its product calcium/calmodulin-dependent protein kinase kinase 2-like. Bases 547 to 2292 code for a protein of 581 amino acids. The record is from RefSeq and is a predicted model, not a curated record. Lineage: Eukaryota; Metazoa; Chordata; Actinopteri; Cypriniformes; Cyprinidae. Gene Ontology annotation, molecular function: ATP binding; protein kinase activity. Gene Ontology annotation, biological process: activation of protein kinase activity; protein phosphorylation; CAMKK-AMPK signaling cascade. The transcript is spliced from 16 exons.